This is a messenger RNA of Elgaria multicarinata webbii, 1625 nucleotides long. RefSeq names its product splicing factor 3b subunit 4 (gene SF3B4). The record is from RefSeq and is a predicted model, not a curated record. The transcript is spliced from 6 exons. Gene Ontology annotation, cellular component: U12-type spliceosomal complex; U2 snRNP; nucleolus. Gene Ontology annotation, molecular function: RNA binding. Lineage: Eukaryota; Metazoa; Chordata; Lepidosauria; Squamata; Anguidae. Gene Ontology annotation, biological process: positive regulation of mRNA splicing, via spliceosome. The coding region runs from base 59 to 1312 and encodes 417 amino acids.
GGCUGCGGGAGGUCAUCGUGGCUGAGGAGGAGGAAGAGGGGGGAGUGUCUGCGCCAAGAUGGCGGCCGGUCCCAUCUCGGAGAGGAACCAAGAUGCCACCGUGUACGUUGGAGGCCUGGACGAAAAGGUCAGCGAGCCUCUGCUGUGGGAGCUGUUCCUCCAGGCAGGCCCUGUCGUUAACACCCACAUGCCCAAAGACAGAGUCACCGGCCAGCAUCAAGGCUAUGGAUUUGUGGAGUUCCUCAGCGAGGAGGAUGCCGACUACGCCAUCAAAAUCAUGAACAUGAUCAAACUCUACGGCAAGCCGAUCCGCGUCAACAAGGCCUCAGCCCACAACAAGAACCUGGAUGUGGGAGCCAACAUCUUCAUCGGCAACCUGGACCCAGAGAUAGACGAGAAGCUGCUCUACGAUACGUUCAGCGCCUUUGGGGUCAUCCUGCAGACCCCCAAGAUCAUGCGUGACCCCGACACGGGCAACUCCAAGGGUUACGCCUUCAUCAACUUUGCCAGCUUCGACGCCUCCGAUGCUGCCAUCGAGGCCAUGAACGGACAGUACCUGUGCAACCGCCCCAUCACCGUCUCCUACGCCUUUAAGAAGGACUCCAAGGGCGAGCGGCACGGCUCAGCUGCUGAGCGUCUCCUGGCUGCUCAGAACCCCCUCUCGCAGGCCGACCGGCCUCACCAGCUCUUUGCAGAUGCUCCUCCUCCGCCGUCAGUGCCCACCCCGGUCGUUACCACUUUGGGACCAGGGGUCACCCCGCCAGGCAUCCCACCACCUGGGUCUUUUCCUCCGCCGGUGCCGCCGCCAGGAGCCAUGCCCCCAGGGAUGCCUCCAGCUAUGCCGCCCCCGCCCAUGCCGCCAGGCGCUGGUGCCCCGGGGCCCCCUUCUGGAGGUGCUCCCGGUGGGGCGCACCCUCCCCACCCGCACCCUUUCCCUCCCGGUGGGAUGCAUCCAGGAAUGCCUCAAAUGCAGGUGCACCAUGGUAUGCCCGGCAUGGGCCCCCAUCACCCGGGGCCGCCGGGAGCAGGAGGCCAGCCGCCCCCCCGCCCUCCUCCAGGCAUGCCCCACCCGGGGCCCCCACCCAUGGGCAUGCCACCCAGGGGACCCCACUUCGGAUCACCAAUGGGUCACCCCGGCCCCAUGCCCCCCCACGGGAUGCGUGGGCCGCCUCCCUUGAUGCCACCCCACGGAUACAACGGCCCCCCGCGCCCACCUCCCUAUGGCUACCAGCGAAUCCCUCUUCCGCCUCGCCCCGCCCAGCGACCCAUGGUGCCUCCCCGGGGGCCCAUGCGGGGGCCCCUCCCGCCAUAGACAACGGAACGCCACCGGCCAGCAUCGAAAAGGGACUUCCAGCCGUGGAUUCCGCGGAUUGGUCCCUUUCUGCUUCUCUUUGGACAAACAUUCCGACCAGGCGCGUCUCACUUCCCUGUGUGGAAAAAACCUCUGCCAUCUGCUUUAGCCCCUUCAAGGUUUUGCUCGUCUUUAUUUUUAUUUUAUUUUUAGCUCUCUGUAGCCUCCAACAAGGUGAACACGUUCCUAAAUGCAUUUUUUUAAAAGAAAAAUUAUUCUUCUUUGUUAAACCCAACUUAGAAAUGUGGUUUGCAAAUAAAUGUUUGCAAAGAUU